AUGCGUCACUCAGCAGUCAUCGUCAGCGCCCUGGCUAUGCUUGCGUCCCCGGCGCUUGCCUUGCCAGCUGGCAACGAAAUCCUUGCUCGUGAUGCUGCGAAGCAGUACCUCCACGUUACGUCCGAUGUCCUGGACAAGCGUGAUCCGGAGGCAGCGAAGCAAUAA
This is a messenger RNA of Monascus purpureus, 165 nucleotides long. NCBI's taxonomy places the organism in Eukaryota, Fungi, Ascomycota, Eurotiomycetes, Eurotiales, Aspergillaceae. The record is from the annotation of a GenBank genome assembly.